AUGCAAACGGUUGAAGGGAUACCCGUUCCCUCGAGCAGUGACCCAGGAGAAAAAUUACCUGAAGUCCCAUUGCCUCCCAAUAAGAAACCGCGCAAAGCAAAGGAUAAGACAGGAGCUCCGCCCUCACGUUUCUCUCUCCGGGUUACCGCCGGCUGGUGGAGGUCUUUACAAUGCAUUGGAAUGAGUUUACACUUCCUCGCUUCUCCGCGACCACCAAAUCCAGACUUCAUCAAGUCUAUUACUUCUACCAUAUCAACCACGAAAGGCCAAUUUAAUCUCCAAUUUUAUGUACCCGAAGGUUACAACAAGGAUCCAAAGAGCGAAAAAUGGCCAGUCGUUGUAAAUUUUCAUGGAGGAGGGUUCACGUUGGGUAGCGCAUCAGACGAUGCAAGAUUCGCUCGCUUCGUACUCGAGAAAUGUCACGCGGUUUUCGUCUCAGUAGAUUACCGAUUGGCACCAGAAUUCCCAUUCCCUACCGCCGUUGAUGACGGAGCAGACGCAUUAUUAUAUAUCAUCAAUAAUGCAACGAGACUUCGGCUUGAUAGCAAUAGGAUAGCAACAUCGGGGUUUUCAGCAGGCGGUAACAUCGCCCUCACGGCACCGAUCCGUUUGUUCGAACAUCGAAAAACUGUGGAACUUCCCGAGUAUCGUAUUCUCGCUGUCGCAACCUGGUAUCCAAUUACCGACUACACACUGACUCGUGCCGAACGCCGGGCAUCUGCACUCCGUCCCGAAGCCACUCUCCCGCCGACCUUGACAAAUCUAUUCGACGCGUCAUAUCUAUUUCCUCCCGAAUUAGACCUUGCUGAUCCAUGUCUAUCACCCUCGAAAGCGUCGGACGAGAUGCUGAUCGAAGGCCUGCCUCAUAACGUAAUAUUUUAUACGUGCGAAUGGGACAUGCUUUUACACGAAGGUGAAGAGCUUGCUCAGCGACUACAGAAGCCGCCUAUCUCGAAAAACGUCUUUUACACUAUGAUACCUGGCGUAGCACAUGGAUGGGAUAAAGGACCAAACCCAAUGAAGCCUCCAGAGAAAUCGGAGAAGCUAUAUGGUGAAUGCUGUCGCAAGCUUAAGAACAUAUUUGAAGAAGAUCAGGCGCAUUCGAUCCUUGGUCUUCCCUUAAAACUACCCCCUUUACUACAACCUAAACCCAAGGAUGGGAGUAGCACAAAGUAA
Molecule: messenger RNA, 1176 nt
Organism: Daldinia childiae
Lineage: Eukaryota; Fungi; Ascomycota; Sordariomycetes; Xylariales; Hypoxylaceae
Exons: 1
Coding region: 1-1176 (391 amino acids)
Molecular function (GO): hydrolase activity
Source: RefSeq, a predicted model, not a curated record